UUUCCAAAUCUACGUGGAACCCCUCAAAGCUCACCCAUCAUGACGGACCUCAGUGCGUUCACCCAGUUCCCCGGCAACAAGGUUUUCCUCGCCCGCGCCGGCGUCUUUGUGGCGACCGUGAUCUCGUUCUUCACCUGCACUCGUGUUACUGGCAUCAGCGAAGGCGACUACGCGUUCCUCGUCAGCUUCAUCGCGUUGUCGUAUGUGCUGUUGCACUCGUACUUUGUCACGUUCCUCAAUGCCGUGUCGUUCGUGCCCCAAACCCAGUUGAUUGUCGAUGGUGUCCUCACCAUCCUAUUGUUGGCUGGUGCCAUUGCCCUUGCCAGCUUCCGCUGGUUGCCUGGCGCUGGUGUUGUUGCUGUCAUCUUCCUCUUCAUUGCCACCCUUUUCCAAGCUGGUGCAGUGGCCCUUCAAUGGAUGGAGCGCAAUUCUGCCAACAACUCGUCCGAACCUGCUUCGUCCGUCGACGCACCUGGUGACUUCUACAUCAAGGCCACCACCCCCGUCGGUGAAGCUCCCAUCGUCAAGGAGCCCGAACACAGCGCUGUUUAAUUAACCGAAUGUUUAUGGAAUGAUCUCAUGCUCUCUGCA
Molecule: messenger RNA, 591 nt
Organism: Aphanomyces invadans
Lineage: Eukaryota; Oomycota; Saprolegniomycetes; Saprolegniales; Verrucalvaceae
Exons: 1
Coding region: 40-552 (170 amino acids)
Source: RefSeq, a predicted model, not a curated record